Molecule: messenger RNA, 3169 nt
Organism: Micropterus dolomieu (smallmouth bass)
Lineage: Eukaryota; Metazoa; Chordata; Actinopteri; Centrarchiformes; Centrarchidae
Gene: xylt1
Product: xylosyltransferase I
Exons: 11
Coding region: 304-3129 (941 amino acids)
Biological process (GO): chondroitin sulfate proteoglycan biosynthetic process; heparan sulfate proteoglycan biosynthetic process
Cellular component (GO): membrane
Molecular function (GO): protein xylosyltransferase activity
Source: RefSeq, a predicted model, not a curated record
CAUUUGCAGGUAUUUUGUUAUUAUCAGAAUCUUGGAAAGAUGAACAUUUAGGGUGAAUUUCUGUCAUAGAGAGAAAAGACACGAGUCCAGUAGCCUGGAGUAUCAAGUCUGUCGCUGAACACGCGUUUCACCACAUGGUGGCCCUGUGCUUCUCCUCCACGAUGCUCCUCCUCGCCUCCGCCACCAUCAAGCUCAGCCUCCCUCCCUCCUCCUCCUCGUCCUCUCUCUACUUCCAGUCCUUCCUCCCGUCGCGCUCUGCAGAGCCACAGACGGUCCUCCAGCUCCGUGCAGCCCGGUGCGAAGAUGGUUGGCGGCGUGUGUGCUCGCAGGUUGGCCCGCCGGUCGCGGUCCGCCCUGAUAGCUGCCCUCACGGUGCUGCUGGUGCAGACGCUGAUUGUGUGGAACUUCAGCAGCCUCGACUCCGGCGAAGACAGGGAAAACGGAGGCUCCAACGUGCGGGAGAAGAGGGACAACAAAGCCGCUGGCAGCGAUUUCCAGCACGGGGUCCACCAGCGGCAGCGGCAGCAUCUUCCUCCGCCCGGGAAGGGGACGUCUCGCCACAUACAGCAGCCGGAUGGAUAUUACUCCCACAGGCCGAAGGAGAAAAGUAGAGUGGACAGCAACAAUGAGAACUCUGUGCCCAAAGACUUUGAGAACAUAGACAAUAGUAACUUCGGUGCGCGCUCACAGCCACACCGGCAGUCUGUAGGGGCCACCAUCGGCAAGCGGGAGAAUCUGCAGGAGAAGGCCCACGCCCAGCAGCAGGCCUGGCGGGACAGCUCCCCGAGUCUGGGCCGCAGCUCAAACGAAGUGCUGCCUGUAGGCCACCAGCCGCUGGUAGUGGGCAACAAUGCCUCCUACCCAGGUGGUCGGGGCAUCGCAGGAGAGUCGCAGCAACACUACCAUACCUCGCAGGCCCAGCAAGCACAGUCGCAGCACAGACAUCAGCACCCACACAGGAGGCAGUCGACUGCAGCACCGCUGGAGGUGACUUACGACCAGCCACCUAAGUGUGAGAUCAGUGGGAAGGAAGCCAUUUCAGCUCUAUCCAGAGCCAAGAGCAGGGAGUGCCGGCAACAGAUUGCUGAAGUGUACUGCAGACACAAGGAAGGGCAGUUAAUGCCCGAGAAGGUCACUCGCUACUGCCCCCUCGAGGGUAAAGCCAAUGCUAACGUCCAGUGGGAUGAGGACUCCGCUGAGAGCUUUCCAUCAAAACCAGUGAGAAUAGCGUUUGUCCUGGUGGUCCAUGGACGAGCCUCUCGCCAGUUUCAACGCCUCUUCAAAGCCAUCUACCACACCUCGCACUACUACUACAUACACGUCGAUCAGCGCUCUAACUACCUGCACAGGCAGGUACAUGCCUUGGCUGCCCAGUAUACGAAUGUGAGGGUGACACCCUGGCGCAUGGCCACUAUCUGGGGCGGUGCCAGUCUGCUGACCAUGUAUCUUCGCAGCAUGGCGGACCUGCUGGCCAUGAGGGACUGGAGCUGGGAUUUCUUCAUCAACCUCAGCGCUGCCGACUACCCCAUCAGGACCAAUAACCAGCUGGUGGCCUUCCUGUCUAAAUACAGAGACAUGAACUUCAUCAAGUCCCACGGCAGGGACAAUGCCAGGUUUAUCCGUAAGCAGGGUCUGGAUCGUCUGUUCUACGAGUGUGACACCCACAUGUGGAGGCUGGGUGACCGUAAAAUCCCAGAAGGCAUCUCUGUGGAUGGUGGAUCAGACUGGUUCCUUCUCAACCGCGUGUUCAUCGAAUAUGUCAUCAACUCCAAGGACGACCUGGUAACCAACAUGAAGCGCUUCUACGCCUACACUCUGCUGCCUGCUGAGUCAUUCUUCCACACUGUGCUGGAGAACAGUGCCCACUGUGAGAGCAUGGUGGAUAACAACCUGCGCAUCACCAACUGGAACCGCAAACUGGGCUGCAAGUGCCAGUACAAGCACAUUGUCGAUUGGUGUGGAUGUUCCCCGAAUGACUUCAAGCCUGCAGACUUCCACCGCUUCCAGCAAACGGUGCGGCCCACCUUCUUUGCCAGGAAGUUUGAAGCCAGCGUGAACCAGGAGAUAGUGAACCAGCUGGAUGCCUACCUGUUUGGACCGUUUCCCCAGGGAACGCCGAGCCUAAAUUCAUACUGGGAGAGCGUGUACGACGAGCCAGAUGGCGUGGCCAGUCUGUCGGACACGCAGCUCACAUACUACCACUCCUUCUCACGACUGGGCCUGGCCAGAGCUGCCACCUCGCUGCAGGGAAACCCACAGGAUCACAGCUGCAGGUACUUCCCCAUGGGCCACCCGGUGUCAGUGCAUCUCUACUUCCAGUCAGACCAAUUCCAGGGCUACCUGGUCAAGCACCAUGCCACCAAUCUGGCCACUAGCAAGCUGGAGACAAUGGAGACCUGGGUGGCACCCAAAAAGAACUUCAAGCUAACCACCCCUCCCAGCAGCACCUUCAGCAGGUUGCAGUUUGCAGAGAUCGGUACAGAGUGGGAUGCCAAAGAACGUAUGUUCCGAAACUUCGGCAGCCUGAUGGGUCCCAUGGAUGAGACGGUGGGAAUGCAGAAGUGGAGUAAGGGUCCUAAUGUCACCGUCACCGUCGUGUGGAUCGAUCCCACCAAUGUCAUCGCAGCCACUUAUGACAUUCUGAUUGACGCCAGCGCAGAGUUCACCCACUACCGCCCACCGCUCAACCAGCCGCUGCGGCCUGGUGUGUGGAGCGUCCGUAUCCUGCACCACUGGAGCCCUGUGGCAGAGAUGCAUUUCCUUAUUGCCCCGUUGGCUUUUAAUAAGCACCAGCCCAUACGACAAGAGGAUACUCUGAAGCUCCACAACGGGCCAGAGAAGAACAGCUACAUGGAGCAGAGUUUCCACGGCCUCAACCCGGUGCUCAACAUCCCUGUCAGCCUGGGCUACGUGGAGCAGGCCAAGAGGAAUGCGGCCCUGACCGGCCCGGAGCUUGAGCGUUGGUUAGACAGCCUGGUGGGCGAGUUGUGGGAGGCAGCCGACGUCUGCGCCGUGGGCCCUACCGCCUGCCCUGUCAUGCAGGCCUGCCCCAAGAACCCUUGGAGCUCCCUGAGCCCAGACCCCAAGUCCCAACUGGGAGCACCACGGGCUGACGGUCGUAUCAGGUAGCAGCAGAGGCCACGGCACAGGAGAUUCACUGUUGAUUUUU